GUUACUUCUCAGACUGCAUUAAUGACGUUCUGCAGGCUGUUUGCACAACAAGUGUAAAUAAUUAUAUAAACUUUUUGCCUUGAGGCGACUUUUUUUUGACACCAUAUAAAUAAAAUUGAAUUCCUGUAAAACAGGAAGUAUGACGAGCUGAAGCCAGGAGGAGUCAUGUGACCUCGUCCUCGCUGAUCUGUGUUGGGGGGUGAACAGGUAGGGGGACCUUGAAUCCUCUCAGGUGUGUCAUGUGACUCGUGCUCUCUGUCUCUCUGUAGGACUCCUCUUCCAAAAUGGCCGAUGCCGAAGGGUCCCCGGCUGUGCGCUCGCUCCGCCUUUCCCACUCUGCACAACCCCCUCCCCCCGCCUCGUCCUCCUCUCCUACCACGUUCUCCUGCCCCUCCUCCCCCUCCAGCGCCUCCUCUUCCUCAUCCUCCUGCUCUGAGAGUUCCUCAGACUUCCUCACUCACCAUCACCAUCAUCAUCACCGUCCCGCUCGCCCUCAGCUGCAGCUGCCUCCGCCCACCCACGGGGAUCAGGCCUCCUCCCCCAGCGCCAGCCCCCGCAGCUCCUCCCCUAGUGGGAGCAUCGGCAGCACCUGCAGCCUCGGUAGCAGCAGCGCCAGCGAGGGCAUCGGCAGCGGAGGCACGUCGAGCGGUGGCGGCGACCAGCGAGGACCAAGUCCUCCGCUGGACGUCAUCUCAGAGGACGCCAUGGAGAUGGACCUAGGUGUCGAGCAAGUCAUCGACCCGGAGGUGGCGCUGAAGGCGUGCCAGGAAGUGCUCCUUAAAGUCAAGCUGCAGGACGAUCAGCGGCAGCACCCGGCAGAUGUGGCAGAGCGCGGCGCCGUGACCCAGCUCAUCAGCCCAGACGCCGGCUCCAUCAAAGAGGAAGAUGAGGAAGACACCGACACGCCGUCCCAGCCCGACCCGCGUCCUUCGGCUCGGCCAGAACCUUUCUCGCCACCGUCGUCAUCAAAGCAGUCGUGGCUGCUGCGCCUGUUCGAGUCCAAGCUGUUCGACGUCUCCAUGGCGAUUUCCUACCUGUACAAGUCGAAGGAGCCGGGUGUGCAGGCGUACAUCGGGAACCGCCUCUUCAGCUUCCCGGACAGCGAGGUCGAUUUCUACCUGCCGCAGCUGCUCAACAUGUACGUGCACAUGGACACAGAGGUGGGCGACGCCAUCCGGCCGUACCUGAUCCACCGCUGCAGCGCCAGCAUCACCUUCUCGCUGCUCUCUGCCUGGCUGCUCGGUGCCUACUCCUCCGACAUGCACAUCUCCACCCAGCGCCACUCCAGAGGAACCAAACUGCGAAAGCUCAUCUUGUCCGACGAGCUCAACCCUGCUCCAUCUGACAGCCCCGCGUCCUCGCCGUCUCACCGCCGCCAUCGCCAUCACAGACACGAUGGCAGCAACGCCGAGGCCUCUUCCGUGUUCGGCCCUGGACAGGGACAAGCCGAGGUGUUUGUUUCCCCGUCCAGGAGGACCCACCAGAGAUCCAAGUCGGAUGCCGCCAUGGCGAGCAAUGGACCUGGCGCUGGUCUCCGACGGUCUGGGAGUAACCCAAAAGUGGAGGCGGUCCACGAAGAGCCCGAGCGUCUCCGUCCUCAGAGGGAGUUCAUCAAGUCUCUGCUGUGCAUCGGGAAGCGUCUCGCCACGCUGCCCACCAAAGAGCAGAAGACGCAGCGUCUGAUCUCCGAGCUGUCGCUGCUCAACCACAAGCUGCCGGCCCGAGUGUGGCUGCCCACCGCCGAGCACCAGCACCACGUCUGCAGGGUGCCGCACACGCAGGCCGUGGUCCUAAACUCCAAGGACAAGGCUCCGUACAUCAUCUACGUGGAGGUGUUGGACUGCGACAGCUUCGAGACGUCUCCCGUUCCCGUUCGCAUCCCGGAGACGCGGAUACGCUCGGCCCGCUCCGCAGAGAACCUGGACUGCAGCACCGCAGCUAACGGCAGCAGCGGUAUGACAUCGGAGCACAGAGCGGGAAGUUUCUCCACCGUCCCGAACUACGACAACGACGACGAGGCGUGGGCCACCGAUGACAUCGGGCAGCUGCAGGUGGAGAUGGAGGCUCAGACCAGCAGCAGCGACAACAUCAGUCAGUUUUCAGUCGACAGCAUCACGAGUCUGGAGAGCAAAGAGCCGGUGUUCAUCGCCGCCGGAGACAUCAGACGGCGGCUAUCGGAGAACCUUGCUCACACUCCCACCGCAUUCAGGAGGGACCCCGAGGACCCGUCGGCCGUCGCCCUCAAAGAGCCCUGGGAGGAGAAAGUCAGGCGGAUCCGAGAGGCGUCUCCGUACGGCCACCUGCACACCUGGAGGCUGCUGUCGGUCAUCGUGAAGUGUGGGGACGAUCUGAGGCAGGAGCUGCUGGCCUAUCAGGUCCUCAGACAGCUGCAGUCCAUCUGGCAGCAGGAGCGCGUUCCUCUGUGGAUCAAACCCUACAAGAUCCUCGUCAUGUCUUCAGACAGCGGGAUGAUCGAGCCCGUCCUCAACGCCGUCUCCCUGCACCAGGUGAGGAAGCAGAGUCAGCUGUCGCUGCUUGACUACUUCCUGCAGGAACACGGCAGCUUCACCACAGAGGCCUUCCUCACCGCUCAGAGGAACUUUGUGCAGAGCUGCGCCGGCUACAGCCUCAUCUGCUACCUGCUGCAGGUCAAAGACAGGCACAACGGGAACAUCCUGCUGGACUCCGAGGGCCACAUCAUCCACAUUGACUUUGGCUUCAUCCUCUCCAGCUCUCCUCGCAACCUCGGCUUCGAGACGUCUGCCUUCAAGCUGACCUCGGAGUUCGUGGACGUGAUGGGCGGGCUGAACGGAGAUAUGUUCAACUACUACAAGAUGCUGAUGCUUCAGGGUCUGAUCGCAGCCAGGAAGCACAUGGAGAAGGUGCUGCAGAUCGUGGAGAUCAUGCAGCAAGGUUCCCACCUGCCGUGCUUCCACGGCUCGAGCACCAUCCGUGGCCUGAAGGACCGUUUCCACAUGUCUCUGACGGAGGAGCAGCUGCAGCUGCUGGUGGAGCAGCUCGUGGACGGGUCCGUGCGCUCCAUCACCACCAAACUCUACGACUCCUUCCAGUAUGUCACCAACGGCAUCAUGUGACCCGUCUGGACUGAGCGACGGCGGUGGCCGGAGCCGGCAGAUGUUUCGCUGCGCCGCCGCCUGAUUGGAUUCGAUGGAGCCGCCUCGUCACCGUCAUCGGGGUCGAGGCGGCUGCUGGAAGACUCGAUAGAGAUGGAAACCACUUCAUCACAUCGUUUAUGGAUUUAAAUCUGCAGCUAAUCGAAGCGACGGCACGGCAGAUUCGACUUCCUGCCGCUCGUCACACGCGUGAACUCAUCACUGCUGUCGACUUUAUUAACCAGCCCAUAAUCACUACUAAACUGCCCAGCAGCAGAGCGUUUACAGACACAACCACCACUACUUCACCCAUCCUUCAGCUAAAAACAGCUCAAUGUUUCCACGUCUGUUGACAGGAAAACGUCUGAGAAAGGCGUUUGGUUCUUUCCAGCAAACAUCCUGUAAUUACAGAAGCUCCUUUUCCAAAGAUAAAAGUCUCGUAAUCGUAAGCCUGAGAUUCCAGAAGGCGCCCUCUUUUUCCUCCCAACGUCGUAGUUUAAAAUGGACUCAGAGGAGAACUCCUCAGAAACUCGAGGGUGAGCCCGAGGACGCGUCUGACUGGGUCGGCACGAACCUUCUCUUGUUUAAAUGAAGUCCGAGUGGACGCGAACACCAGCAGAGGUGGAAGGAGUUUGCUCUCCGAAUCAGAACGGCUACGAGGAAAAAGCACAACGUGAACUCGGCGUUCGGCACGCUCACAGAAAGGCUGACGUAUCCACGCUCCUUUACAGAUUAUCGCUUUAUCUUCCAGCAGCAUUCCUGUUUUCACCAGACAUUUCUCACAGUUCAUCGUCAGCCUUUUCCCGACAUUUUAGCAACUGUAAGCGCGUCGAGGUUUGGGGAAGCUCAAAUUCUUUUGUCCUGAACGUCCAUUAGCCUGAGCCAGUGACCACUGCUGCCCAUUUUCCUCUGUUUUAUUUCAUUGUAUUUCACUUUUUCCUAAACUGUUAUUUUACCACUUUCCCAAAUAUCUAUUCAGCUGUUUGGUUUUUAACAGAGUCACUGUCAUGCUAGCUAUGCUAAUGGAGAAUUACUCACAGACUGUGGAGGAGCAAAGUCCAGAAUAUUUAUUAGAAAUAUGGCCAUUACUAUAAUAAACUACAUUAUUAUUUUUUAAUUACUAGGGGAGAUGUGUUUUUAAGCUAAUGUUCCUGUACUAGCUAACAAAAUUAAUACCUAGCUAAGGCUAAUCAAAGAAAUAAAUGAGUCCUGUCCUCAUUUCCUAAUAACAUUACUCUUUCACUGCUGUAGUAUACUUUGCAGUUUAUGCUCUCUCACUAGCUAAUAACCACUAAACUACUAGCAGCAGAGAGUAUACGUUUAUUAUACACUUAAGUUGAUUUUUCCCUCAUUGCAGUUUGUUAGCAAUUAACCUGACAGUGUCUUGGCUAAAACUUUUUGCUUUUUUUAUUUAUUCCUCUCUAAAAUAAGUACGUUUUGUAACAAGAUAACAAACUCGCCAUUUUGGUUGCUGUCUCUCUAUAAGCCUACUUUCGUCUGAUUGGCUGACUUGCAGUAGUCUGUAGAGGGGCAGCACUUUCUUAUGAACUGCACUUUCCGUUUAAACCUUUGACCAACUAGCAUCAGCACAAAAACACAGUAAGUUGCCUUUGAGAGCUUUUAUAAAAUAGUUUUGUCUUGUUAGUGUAAGAAAAUACUAAACCUUUAUCAAUGUGACGAGUGUCUGGUGAAAAAAAUAUUUACUUUCGUUUUUUUAUUUUAAUGUUUGUUACAUCUUUUUAGGUCCAAUUUCAAUUUCUGAGAAAAAGUUACUGAAGUUUUGUUGUUCAUGUGUUUCUGUCAGCUCGGUGCACAUGCUAGAGAUUAUACAGUGAUAAUGUCAGUGCACAGUAAGUGGCCGUUCUGAGCCAAAAGGUUCUUAUCAGGAGAAUUAUACUCAUUAUUAUCACUUUGGACUAAACGCGUUAUUGUUAUGUGAGUCUGUAUUUACGUACUAAGAGCUCAGCAGUGUUCCUCUCUGAUUGGCCCCAAUAUACAUUCCCUUGGUUAAUGCUGGCCAGUCAGAAGAGGCGGUUCUGUGCACGCUGAGCGUGACGAUCAGUUGAACACGUGAAUGUUUUUACACGCAGACGUGUUCUCAUUGUUGAGCGAAAGCUAGCAGUUUUAGCUUUAGCGCUGCUGCUGUCGCUCUAAUGCUGGAACACUGGCUUUAUUUCAGCGUCUUACACAUAGAAACGGCUUCCUGUGUGUUUCUACAGUACGCGCCUCUAGCGUUUGCUAGCUAACAGUUGUCAUUUCUGUAAAUAGCAACUUUCCCCGCUGUUUAAGGGCAGCAGCAGUUCACUGGAGGCUUUGAGCUGCAGUUCCAGUAUGACUGAAAUCAAACAUGAAGCAUUUUUACAGCUAGCUAAACGGUAAGCUAAUACAGCAGUUAACUGAUUACAUAGCUGGAGCUAAUUUCAGUGAAACAACGUGUCAUGGCAGUUUCCUCUAAAACGAUUAAAAUGUAAGUUUACUCUCAGAUGCACUUGAUUAUUAGCAGGUAGUGAGACAAAAUCUUUCCAGUUUGAUUAUUAUUCUACAGGAAUGGUAAUCAGCUAACAUCAGGUCGGGGCUAAAAUAGUCACCUGACGCUCGGACAUUAUGACAGUUUUUUUGUUUUUAUUCUUGUUUAUUAAUGAAUGUUUAACUGUGAAAAGGGGAAGCUGAGCCGGCGGACAGUGAACUGGGUCUUGCUGGAAUAAAGCCAGUGUUUGUAGUAGUUUCUGACCACUGUAAAAGGACAACCACAGCUCUGUCGUGAACGCAGCGCCACCGUCCGCUAACUAGCUCACUGUUUUACGUGCAGCUGUGUCUAAAGUUUACCAGAUUAGCAAACGCUCUUUGCUUUCUUUGUCGUUCGUUAUUUGUGAAUCUGUACACGAACCGAGUUUGUUUCCCGUGAGAAAAAUCGAUGCCUUGAGACGUACAGAAGGUACAAACUUAUCAAUGCAACAGGAGGGACGUUGGGACCUCAGAAGUGCUUUUUAUAUCCUCGGUUUGACGCUCCAGGGACAAGCUUCAACACUCCAGUACUCCUCGCUCAUCUGCAUUUAUUUACAUUUCAAGUCCCGUCUGUAAGCGCUGCAGAGGAGCUCUUUAAAAUUUAAAGUAAAGUCAUUGGGAAGUGAUACUGCUGUUUGAAAAGGUGGAGACGCCUGUAAGGUCAAGCCAAACGAUGGCGUUAGCUGCAGUUUGGAGGCUAGUGGGGAGAACGGAUUGUUGAGACUCGUCCCUGCCGCUGAACAUCCUCAUUGCCUUUGUCAUCAGCUCUGAACACGGUCAGUGUGAGAAGUGCAUUUAUGAAACGUUUCUGUCGUUUGUAAGGAUCCUUUGUUGUUAAUGUUUUACUAAAACACGGAGUCAUACAGCA
Molecule: messenger RNA, 6486 nt
Organism: Neolamprologus brichardi
Lineage: Eukaryota; Metazoa; Chordata; Actinopteri; Cichliformes; Cichlidae
Source: RefSeq, a predicted model, not a curated record